This is a messenger RNA of Lolium rigidum, 1229 nucleotides long. RefSeq lists its product as uncharacterized. The record is from RefSeq and is a predicted model, not a curated record. Gene Ontology annotation, biological process: cell surface receptor signaling pathway. NCBI's taxonomy places the organism in Eukaryota, Viridiplantae, Streptophyta, Magnoliopsida, Poales, Poaceae. Bases 133 to 1218 code for a protein of 361 amino acids. The transcript is spliced from 8 exons.
CGAGCAUGCCUGGCUUGCUGUGAGCUUGGAGGAAGAGAUUGGGAGGGAAUAGAAUUGAGGAUCCAACAAGGUGGGACUACAAACAGACAGAUCAAAACCAGGUUCCUGAAACAAGCAAUCAGACAGACCAGGAUGGCCGAUGCAGUGGGCAGCGUAGCGAAGAUUGUCGAAGUCGCUCUCAAGAUCAAGGAGGCGGCCACCACGGCUCGCCAGAAUAAGAAGGAUUGUCAUCACAUUAAGAGCCGCGUUGAUGUACUCAACAAAACACUCUCGCACCACGAGAAUAACGAGGACUUGAUGGAGGACCCUGCGGUGAUGGCUGCGCUUGAGGCGCUCCAUGGGAUACUCGCUGAGGCACUUGAGGUCGUCACGGAGUGCCAGGAGAAGAGGAACAUCAUCUGCCUCUAUUGCACCGCUGGGAAUUUCUCCAGGCAGUUAGGCAAGGUGGAGCAGAGGAUAUCGUACCUAAGCUCGGACGCAAUGUUGACCAUUAUGAGCUACCAACUACUCAGGAAAUUUCAAGAAGCUGCUCCACAUCCGCCCCCACAGAUUUACUCCCCUGGUACACACAGUCCAUUGCAACCACCAGGUCGGGUACGAAAGAGGUCGAAACGAAAUCAGGAUGAAGCCAACAAGAAAGAUGAGACGACUCAGACAUCACGGAAGUCAAAACAAAAUCAAGAUGAAGCCAGCGAGAAAGAACAGACUCGGACUCAGGUAUCGCAGGCUCCCGCGUUUGGAGAAUGGGACGCUCCGAACUCGGCAGAGAGCUACACCAUAAUAUUCGAGAGGAUUAGGGCCGAGAGUAACCACACAUCGACGAUGGCUGUUUGUAGCGGUGCUCUGAUGGCUGAUCAACCGCGCAGCCUGGUAGACAGAAUUGCUGAAGUUGCCGGCAACAUCAAAGAAGCGGCGGGGGCGGUUUUCAAGAACAAUGACGAGUGCCUUGAGAUUGGCCAGCUUGUGAACAAAGUAAGCACCCUCCUGUCGCAGCUCGAGGGUAAAAAGAUGGCGGACGAGCCGGCGAUGAGAGGCGCCCUGGAGAAGCUCCUCGCUACCUUCCGCCGCGCCCACACGCUCGUCAUUGCCUGCCAAAGAAAGGGACUCGGCAUCGUGUGGCUCUCCAUCCUACCUAGUCGACUGUCCACACAGCUACACGAGGUGCUGGAUCAGAUUGUGUCUAACAUCGCUGACAUGACUGCCAUCGUCCUCGCCUAAGGUAUUUACUA